Anolis sagrei ordinatus is the source of this 1299-nucleotide messenger RNA. Lineage: Eukaryota; Metazoa; Chordata; Lepidosauria; Squamata; Anolidae. The record is from RefSeq and is a predicted model, not a curated record.
AUGGCGGCAGAGGGGCAGCUCUUCGUGGAGGGCCAGCCUCCCGAUUUCUCCCUCUUGCAGGAGCUGCUGUGCCCGCCUUGCCUCGAAUCCGAGCCCAACAAACCCGUCCCCAGCCUCCUCCCCGAAGCCCCAGGCAGCCGGGAAUCCAGGUUUGACCCCUUCGUGGGCAUGGCUUGCUGCCUCCAGAUCCCGGAGACCAAAGCCCUGGACUUCCUGCAAGAGGCUGGCCAGAGCCUCUCUCAGUCUGAGCCCAGCAAUAGCAGCAGGAGGCUGUUUUCACGGCAUGUGGGGCGUCCAUGGAACAACAGCCACUGUGCCACUACCUCCCACAUGGAGUGCUGCUUCCCAGAGGCUACCCUCUCCUCUUUUGGCCCUUUGGAUGCCCUUAGCCUCAUCAGCCUCCAUUGCUCCAGCCUUGAAAUUGACUCCACAGGAGAUAAUAACAUGCUGUGGGGGGUGGCAGUGCACGUGGAAGAGCCACAGGCAGGGUGUGAUGUCCCCUCCAGGCCCGAGCCUCCAAGGAGUAGCAUGCGGAGGAUUUCCCGCAAGCAGCCCAAGCCCCAGCGGAGCUGUGAGCCCCUGGAUCCGACUUUUCAAGGCGUUACUUUUCAGAUGCAGCUGCAGCAUUCUCUGAGCAGCAAGGAGGGCUGUAGACUCCACAUUUGUCCCCGAUACAGCAGGUACCAUGGCGUGGAGCAGAGGGGAUCCUCUGUCUGGGGGCACUUUGGGAAACUCAACCCGCCCCCCUUUGGAUGGGGCCCCACCUUAUCACUCCUGGAAAACAACAAUUCAUGCAAGGGGAUGCGAUCCGUCUUCCACCGCCUCUCUUCCUCCCUUCGUUCCUCGUCUGUCCCCCUCUACCCCCACCCUCCCUCGCCCUUCCCCCCCCUGGGCCCGCACUCUCCUGUCAAUGCCGCCCGGCCCCCAGCCCGAGCGAGUAGGCCAUCCCCGGCUCCGAUUGUUCUCUUUGCACGGCUGGCCCCUCCUCCCGGUUGCGCUUGCAGCUCCCCCUUCCUCCCAUCGCCUUGUCGUCUCGCGUUUGUGGCUUUGGCCUCCACCUAUUUGCCGGGCCCCCUGCUCCUGCCCCCCUCCGCCCCUCAUUCUUACUCUAUUCCCCCUUGCUCUUAUCAAGAUCUCCUAGCUGAUUUACUCCGCCGCGUUCCGCCGCCGCUCGUCAUCCCCUCUGCUUAUCGCUUCCCGUCCUUCCUCCUCCCGGGGCCAACCGGGCCCCCCUUUGUGCCCACCGUGGCUGUGUCCGGCUGGGGGCCUCCACCAGUCUCGCCGGCAUCUCAUGUCUAG